Molecule: messenger RNA, 9614 nt
Organism: Amphiprion ocellaris (clown anemonefish)
Lineage: Eukaryota; Metazoa; Chordata; Actinopteri; Pomacentridae
Product: sodium/calcium exchanger 1-like
Exons: 17
Coding region: 364-3225 (953 amino acids)
Biological process (GO): calcium ion import across plasma membrane; cell communication; sodium ion transmembrane transport
Cellular component (GO): sarcolemma; axon; postsynapse
Molecular function (GO): calcium:sodium antiporter activity
Source: RefSeq, a predicted model, not a curated record
CUUAAGAAAGAGAAAGAAGGAAAGGAAGAGGAGGCUGAUGCUCCUUUUCCGGAGAGAGAGAGACCGAAGAGGGCGCAAGAGCGCGGGAGUGAGCCAGCGGGGUGAAGUGCGCCUGCUCCGUCGCCGCCGCUGCCACACGGGAGGAGAGACGUUUAUUCAGCUGCUGAAUGAGGGAAGGAACGGAGGGAAGGAUGAACAGAUAGAGGGACCAGUCAGUGAAUCAAUGAACGGAUCCCGACCGGGGCUUUUCCAGAGUACCGAACCGGUGAGGAGCCACACAGAGAACGUGUGUUUUGAACCCACACUGAGCUGACCCAGUAGAACUCAGUAGAGUCCAGUGAGGGUUCGGCUGCAUCGGCAGAAAUGGCAGCCAUGUCUGUGGCUCCGUCACCCUUCGCCUCCAUCCGACCAUCCCACUUCCUCCUCCUGGCCUUCUUUGUGCUGCUGUCUUGUCCCGGUUCCAUCCACGCAAGCGCCGCAGAGAAAAACUGUACGGCCAGCGGAGACCCCUGUCAGGAAGGAGUGGUACUGCCCGUGUGGAACCCUCAGAACCCCUCGGUGGGGGAUAAAGUGGCGCGGGCCAUUGUUUACUUCGUAGCGCUCAUCUACAUGUUCCUGGGCAUGAGCAUUAUAGCGGACCGAUUCAUGUCUUCUAUAGAGGUCAUAACCUCCCAGGAGAAAGAGAUCACCAUAAAAAAGCCGAACGGUGAGACCACGACGGCCACAGUCAGAAUCUGGAAUGAGACUGUCUCUAACCUCACUCUAAUGGCCUUGGGUUCCAGUGCCCCCGAGAUACUGCUGUCUGUUAUUGAGGUGUGCGGUCACGGUUUCGAGGCCGGCUCUUUGGGUCCCAGCACCAUAGUGGGCAGCGCCGCCUUCAACAUGUUCGUCAUCAUCGCCCUGUGCGUUUACGUGGUUCCCGAAGGAGAGACGCGCAAAAUCAAACACCUUCGGGUGUUUUUCGUCACGGCGGCCUGGAGCAUCUUCGCCUACAUUUGGCUUUACCUGAUCCUGAGCGUGUUUUCCCCUGGAGAGGUGGAGGUUUGGGAGGCGGUGCUGACCUUCCUCUGCUUCCCGCUCUGCGUGGUCCAGGCCUGGGUAGCCGACCGCCGCCUCCUCUUCUACAAGUACGUCCGCAAGCGUUACCGCGCCGACAAGAAUCGCGGCAUCAUCAUCGAGACGGAGGGAGGAGCCGAUGGAGGGAUAGGAGGCAUGGACGGAGGAGGCGGGGCAGGAGUGCUGGGUCCAGGCGGCUUCACCAAGAUGGACAUGCUGGAGCUGGACGGCCAGAUAGCGCUGAACUGUCACAGCGGGCUGGACGGAGGGAUGAUGGAGGAAGGAGGAGCGAAGGACGAGGAGGACGAGGCCAGGAGGGACAUGGCGAGGACGCUGAAGGAGCUGAAGCAGAGGCACCCGGAUAAAGACAUGGAGCAGCUGAUCGAGAUGGCUAAUUAUCAGGUCCUGAUGCAGCAGCAGAAGAGCAGAGCUUUCUACCGUAUCCAGGCGACCAGGAUGAUGAUCGGAGCCGGAAACAUCCUGAAGAAGCACGCCGCCGACCAGGCUCGCAAGGUGGUGAGCAGCCACGAGGCCCAGGCCCAGGAGGACGACCCUCACACCAUCAGGAUGGAGUUCGAGCCUCCUUUGUACCAGUGCUUCGAAAACUGUGGCUCCCUGAAACUGACCGUCGCCAGACAUGGAGGAGACGCAGGAGUUACUGUCAAGGUGGAUUAUCGCACAGAGGACGGUACAGCCAACGCAGGUUCAGAUUAUGAGUUUGCCGAGGGAACGCUGCUCUUCAAGCCAGGGGAGACCCUGAAAGAGAUCACAGUCGGCGUGAUUGAUGACGACAUCUUUGAGGAGGACGAGUAUUUCUACGUCCACCUCAGUAACCCUCGUGUGGUCGGAUACCCUGAGAUCGGCACCGCCCCUCUGGACGCCAGCGCCACGCCCAAAGCAGUGCUGGGUGACAAUCACACGGCCACAGUCACCAUCUAUGAUGAUGACCACGCAGGCAUCUUUACCUUUGAGAGCGCCACCCAGAAGGUGAGCGAGAGCGUCGGCGUCAUGGAGGUGAAGGUGUUGAGGACGUCGGGGGCUCGAGGCCUGGUGGCGAUUCCCUACCGAACCCUGGACGGCACCGCUAAGGGAGGCGAGGACUACGAGCUGGCUGCUGGGAAGCUGGAGUUUCAGAAUGACGAGACCAUGAAGAUAAUCGAGGUGAAAAUCAUCGAUGACGAAGAGUACGAGAAGAACAAGACGUUCACCAUCGAGCUGGGAGAGCCGGUUCUGCUGGAGAUUGGACAGAAACACGGUGACUCCAAUGAGAACAAGCCAUUGGUGGGAGCAGAGGAGGAAGAAGUGGCCAAGAUGGGAUGUCCCAGUCUGGGCGAACACACACAGGUAGAGGUGGUCAUAGAAGAGUCCUACGAGUUCAAGAGAGCAGUAAAUACUCUUGUUUGGCGCGCUGAGCAGAGUACGGUAGAUAAGCUGAUCAAGAAGACCAACCUGGCCUUGGUGGUGGGAAGCAGCAGCUGGAGGGAGCAGUUUGUCAGCGCUGUGACUGUCAGUGCAGGAGACGACGACGAGGAGGAGAGCGGCGAGGAGCGUCUGCCGUCCUGCUUCGACUACAUCAUGCAUUUCCUCACCGUCUUCUGGAAGGUUCUGUUCGCCUUCGUGCCGCCCACCGAGUACUGGAACGGCUGGGCCUGCUUCAUCGUCUCCAUAUCGCUCAUCGGCGUCCUGACGGCCGUCACCGGGGAUCUGGCGUCGCACUUCGGCUGCACGAUAGGCCUGAAGGACUCGGUGACGGCGGUGGUGUUCGUGGCGCUGGGAACGUCGGUGCCAGACACGUUUGCCAGCAAGGUCGCCGCCAUCCAGGACCAGUACGCCGACGCCUCCAUCGGCAACGUCACCGGCUCCAACGCCGUCAACGUGUUUCUGGGCAUCGGCGUGGCGUGGACCAUCGCCGCCAUCGCCUGGCGCUCCAAGGGGAAGCCUUUCAAGGUGGACCCGGGCAGCCUGGCCUUCUCCGUCACCCUCUUCACCAUCCUGGCCGUGGUGUGCGUCCUCACGCUGCUGUACCGGCGGCGGGCAUCGGUGGCUGGCGGCGAGCUGGGAGGGCCGCGGACUUGCAAGCUUCUAACGUCGCUGAUGUUCGUCUCGCUGUGGCUCAUUUACAUCCUGCUGGCUUCAUUGGAGGCCUACUGCCAUAUACCAGGGUUUUAAAUGGAGAGGGGGGAGAAGAGGGAGAGAGACCUACUGCCACUAUGAAGAGAGAGAGAGGGCGAGUCUUCAGGGAGGUCGGAGCAGAGGUGCAUUGAUGUAUUUCAGCUUUUCUGUGGAUGUUUUUUCUCUUUUUUUCUUGAAAAAUGAGUCUCAAACACUAAAACUCUGCAGUGAUGUCCAGACAAAUUCUCUGCAUUAGCAUCCUUUUCUUACUCUCCAUCUAUCCAGCGAGGAGGAAACUUCCAGGAUAAACACAUUUUCUAGAGCUAAGGAUCAACUUCUAUCCUCAACAGUGGACACUGCAGUUUAAUAGUUGAUAAAAAGCAGAUCAGAAGAUAAAAGAAGUCAGAGAAAACCUGAGAAAGGAAGCUGGCGGGAACAAAACGAGACAAAAGAGAAAAUCUGAGACAACAGAGAAAAGAAAACCAGGCAAGAGAAGAAGAAUAGAUGGACAGCAGCACCUCCUGACUCCCUCUCUCGCUCCCUCCAUCUUCACACUAUCGUCAUGGCAACGGUGAAUCCUCCCGUCAUAACCUUUCAACUCUGUAACACUAUCAGUGACUUAUUACUUCUACAUUUUUCCCCCCAAAUGCACACACACAGACACACACACUCUCGAUUCUCACCAACUUGCAGGCGAGAUGAAAACUGACCACCUUUGUUUUCCUUCCUGGAUACACUGUGCAAAGCGAGUCCCUCCACCUUCCAACACAUUCACACAACCUGUACACUUCUAUCCCUACGAACAGACUCUCCUCCGUCCCUCCCUCCCUCUUGCCUUACUUUUAUCUCCCCCCCGUAGGAAUCGUCUCAAAGUUGUGAUAAUGAAAAUGCCGUAGUCGCCACCAACCGGUCCUCUUUUUUCAAUUGAGCCAAUCCCGAGUCCUUUUCCCUUUUUCCCCCCGCCCCAGCGCUAUUUUUUUUCUACAACUUUUCAAUGGCGUCACGUGUUGAUGUUGUUACCGUGCAAUUGUAAAAAAGUAAAACAACAACAACAACAAGAGAAAAAGAUGUUUAACUACCGGAUGAAGAGAUGAAGAAAAAUGGUCCAGAUGUUGGAGUAGAACGUUGUCCACCUCUAAAUGGGUGAUUUUGUUGCAGUGCAGCAGCAUUGUGCACUAAGUGUGGUGAAGUGCACCGUUUACACUACGGCCAAGCAGCAAGUUAUGUAACGCCAAGAGACUUAGACACGAGAAGGACCAAUCAGAAUGAAGGACUGACUUUCAAGACGACGCCGAUGACAGUGUUGUUGAUGACAAAUCAAGACUAUGACCAUCCCCAGUGUUUCUAAAUGUACAUGAUAAUAUAAGAAACUUUUAUUGAUGUGUGUGAGAAAACAUUGGUAUUUCAUUUAUGUUGAGCUCCCCUCUUUGUACGGAAAACUCCGGAGGUGAAAGAGAAAGAUCCGCAAAAGAGUCGGACGCUGUGAAGGAAAUGUACGGCAGCUUUGAAAUAUCACAUGACUGUUCUGCAUCAGUGUCUGUGUACACAAAAACAUAAAAAAACACACAAGUCUCUGUUAUCCAAAGAUUUAAUAGAAGAACAUUGUCACUUCACAGGUAGAGUUCAGUUCAUUUUCAGUUUUUCUUACUUACAAACCCUCCACAAGCUGUUUCCUGUCGUUGGUAAAAACUGGCAAAUCGAUAAGUGUUCACACUACGGCUAAAUAUGCUAAAUGAUCUGAGAUCUUUUAUGGGUAAAACUGUGCUAUUUAUUUAGUUUUUGUGCAAUGUUGGUUGACUCAGGCAUGGUGUGUGUGGAAGUGAAGCCAGAAUAGCUCAAAAUGAGAAUAUUACGCCAUAUAUCAUGUAAAAAAUCAGCUGUUUUGUCUGUGUGAGAGUGUUGAAGCCCAGAUUAACAUUAUGUGGUGUCAUUACUGCUGUCCUGCCCGCAGGCUGGACUGAAACUGGACAGAAGGGAUGGCAUAUGGCUUGUCAGUGUAGAUUAUUAUUGAAUGCAUUCCCCUUGUUAGCAGUAGUAUAGAAAGAGGAGCUCUGCAGGAACCGAGCCGUUUUCCUCUCAGCUGCCCACCAUGCUGAUUGUGAACUUCAAGGAGAAUCCUCCUGAGAGAAAACAAUAAUUUGGCUUUUUGUUGUCCUCCUAAGUGAAAAACGGGCCUGAAAACAACAAUUUACCUGCCCACCAUCUCCCUUUUGUUAGAUAUGGACAAAUUAGCCGCCGCUUUCAGCCCCCAUGUAAAUGCAGGCUUCACAAAGGCAGCUCAGGAAAAGCCUCUGAUGUAGCCUGAAUAUGGUCGCUGCUUGUAAAAAAGGGAAUUAAGUGAUUGAUAUGGAGCUGAGCGACGUUUCUCUGCGGGGUAAAAUGCUGUUUUUGUUAACUUUCCCCUCUAAUGUGACAUUUUCGGUGCCACACCAGUUCCCUUUUGCAUUCUGACAGCUAUAAGGUGAGAUAUUCCAAACUUUUACUGUAGAGGAUCAGUGAAAGCAGCAGUCGAAGCUUCAGACAGCUGUUUUCCAGCCAGUGGUUCGUUGAUAGAAAGAGUUUGGCCUCCUGCCACGUUGCUCUCGGUCUGUUUCAAAGGGAUAUUUUUUUGGCUGCUAAUAUUUAACAUUGCUGUCUGGAAUUAAGACAUGAUUGCUGAGUUUCCACCUCAUGGAGCAGCCACCCUGAAGCUCGGAGGGUUUCCGUGUCUUGGCCAAGGACAUUUCAACAUGUUAGGAGUAAAAAAAAAAAAACUGAGGACAUGUCAAGUCCUCCACAGCAUCCUCUAAGUCCAUCGUCCUUGAAAAAUUUCAGCAAAUAUUAUAAAACUAAGUUGUUAUUUGAGCAAAUUAGCACCGAAAGGAAUAUUAUAAAAAUUGCCAAAAUUAUAUCAUUUAUCAGAGCCAGGAACUGUCAAAACAGAGAUAAUUAUUGCACUUUUGUAACUUUCUGAUGGUCCAAACUCAACUAAAUCUAAGCUUAAAAUCGUGAUAUUUCCUCAAAAUCACUUUUUUCUAUAAGUCUCAUUUCAAUAGUCCAAAAAUUUCAUCCUCGGCACAACCAUGAAGCCAUCUGUGACACUUCUCGGCUGAACUGCAGGCUGUGUUUACAUAGUAGCAGUCAUUAGUAGUCAAGCAGGAAAGCAAAUUAAAAAUUUAAGUAGUUUUUGCCCAGUAGUGGUCAUCAAAAAAAUUCAACUGUCUAUUUCUUUUACUGUGAUUAAUGAUGUUAUAGAUGUUAUGCUGCACAAAAGACAUUUCUAGGUUCCCUCUACUUCUAGCCAUGGUUGUGCUGUUUCCAUAGAGGUGCAGGACUUUAUAUUGCAGUGAAAAAUGAGCCCACAGUGAGUAAAAACACCUCAAAACUGCUUGGAGGUGAUGAUAACUUUAAAAUACAAACAUCUUCAGGCAGUUUCAGGAGCUGAAAGCGUCAUUUUUACCUGAUUUCUGAGCAGAUCUUUGGAUGUGGAAUGUAAAUUGAUGUGAAUCAGGUUUGAGUAUUGGAAAUUGCAGCAAUCGGGUUGAGGUGCUUAUCAGCAGAUGAGAUCAAACUCCAGGAACUAACUGCUUCUUUCAACACUACGAAUGUCAACCACCGAAGUCAUUCAGGAUUCAUAUCUUUUCUGGCGGUUUAUUCAAUAUUUAUAUUUCAGUCAGAGCCAGAUAUUGCCCCAAACUACAGAAGACAUGACCUCGGUGUCCUCGGCUGUAGCUUCAGGCCCGACUGCUCGCUGACGCUGUGUUUGGAUAAUUGUCACGCCGCUGAAACUCCGGAACCUGCUCCAGUCUUUACUGCAGGAAGGUAGACGGAGGUCAUGAGCCGGUUGACUCUCCAGGAUGCCAGCUGGGCCAAACUCUUUUUUCCUCAAUGACUGAGCCUUCCGUACCAGUUUAAGAAUGAGUGGGCAGGAUAAUAGUGCUGCUGACGCCACAGGAACACAAAAACACUGGGCCAGAUUUAGAAAUCGAGGCUUUUUAAAGGCUGAUAAGCCUCGCUGGAGGACGGCUGCGUGUGCAUGCUUUAUUAGUGAGCAAAGAAAUGCAACCGUAUUUUUAGUCUUUUUGCCUGUUGCUUAGCGACCAUCUAUCUGCUAGCCGUUGUCUUCUUGACUGUUGCCGGUGUGUGCGAGGCAUCAUGUGUGUGUCAUUUAACAGUUCCCCCUUUGUGUGUGCUCGCCUUCCUUCUAGUGAAUGUGACAAUGUGGUUUGGUUUUUCUCUCUUUGGGGAAAAGUUCAACAUGUCAUGUUUUUCUACAUGUAUGUUUCUUUUGCUUUGUUUCUCCCCCGUGCCUCCCCUUCGUUUGCAUGUGUUUCCAUUGUGUAUUUGUGCCUUUGUGUGUGAGUGUGUGUGGGUCGGUGUUCUAAUCUCCUUACAAGGGCUCGCCCUGUGUGUCCCUGGCUGAGUCCCAUAUGCUAGAUUAAUGAAUUUGAAUGCCAACCUGACCCACAGUAAAAAAAAAAAGAAAAAGACCUGGAAAUUGGAUUCCCUGUCUAGUGUGUGUGUGUGUGUGUGUGUGUGUGUGUGUGUGUACCUGCCAGGUGUGUGAGUGUGUACCUGUCAAAUGAGAUUAGAUAUAUAAUAGAUCCGGCUGUCAAUCGAGGCUGGGAAUAGAUGCUGGCACUUUGCUUGAUAAAGUGUGUGUUUGGAUCAGUGACGUUAAGGUCUCAGCCUCCUCGUAUCCUGAUUGGCUGUUUGGCUGCAUGUAAACGCGUGUGCAGAUUAAUGUUAAUUCACGCACAUGUGCAGAGGAUCAAUAUGGAAAUCAGUCGCUAAGCUACACACACACACUUUCUCUGCACUGCUGACAGCAUCUACUGUCUUUAAAUAGAACUGUGAGGAAAAUGUAACACUUAAAAUGAGAAAAUAACUACAGUUGUGGCCUGGGAGAGGGAACUGAAAUGUGUUUAUUUCCUACAUGAUUUGCUGUGUGUGUGCGUGCGUGCGUGCGUGCGUGCGUGCGUGCGUGCGUGCGUGCGUGCGUGCGUGCGUGUGGCCCUGUGUGUGCGUCUGAGGUGCAAGUAAUUGACUUUCUGAUGGAAAGAAUAUUUGUAAAAGCAUUUCUAUUCAAGUAAACCUUGAAGCUAGUGGCAUUGUUGUUACACCCUUUUCACAAUUUUUCUGAAUGAAAACUGUUCAGCAACUAAUUCACAAAGACAUUAUUAAUAAUAAUAAUAAUAAUAAUAAUAAUAAUAAUAACAUGGAUAAAUACAGACAAAACAUAGAACCUUGAAAUAUCAAAAUAAUCCAAAACUGGCAAAAUUCUGAAUCUUACUCAUCCCUCUAAAACUAAUUCUUACAUUUUCAUUGAAGAAAAUCAAUGGGAAAGUGAAGCUCCUCCUAUUUCAGAACUCUACUCUCUGAUUGGUUGUUGCUUUGGGUGACAGAAUGGACAGCCAAUCAUAAAACAGGAUCCAUCCUGCUUGACUUUCUGCUUUGUAUCAUUGAAAUUAUAAAAGGAAAUUUCACAAUACUGACGUGAAUGUCAAAAAUGUAUUAUUUUCUCACCAUUUCUUCCUGGUUACAUUAAAUAUUUUGUCUGUAUUUAUUUAUAGAGCUAUUUCUUUUAUAAUGUCUUGCAUAUUUUGGAGCCUCUGAAGAAGAACAAGUUGUGCUUUUUGGAAAUGUUUGGAUAUAUAUGUAAAGAAUUUGGUACAAGUAAUUCCUGAAUAGUUCAUAAAGAACAAAGUGAAUUUACAUUUUUGUGCUUUGCCACCUUUCUAAUUUGGAAACAUCUCCAGUAUGUGUGUUUCAGACCUCUAUCUAUUAAUCAGUGUGUAUUUUCUUUGUUUUCUACUUUCUUUUCUCCCUCCCUCUCUACGUUAGCCACUCUCUACCUUAUAAAUAUUUAUAUAUUUUUCACUUUAUACUCAUGCAGCCCUAUUUAUGAGGUCACAAAGUGCUUUUGAUAAAAAUAUCUGGUGUUUUAAUUUUUUUUCAGUCAUUUUAUUAUUAUUAUCUUAUUGUACUUUUUUGUUGCAUUUGUUUUCAUUUGUUUUUGUGUUGUUCUGGUGAUUUGUUUUGUAAAAGGACAAAAAAAAUCCCUCGAAGAGUAGAACAACUUAGAAUAGUAACAAACUACAAUGAGUGUGCGCUUAUCCUUUUGAUUGUGAGUGUGUGUUGAGGGUGUGUGUGUGUGUGUGUGUGUGUGUGUGUGUGUGUGUGUGUGUGUGUGUGUGUGUGUGUGUGUGUGUGUGUGUGUGUGUGUGUGUGUGUGAAUGUGCGCAUUUCUUCAUAUCAUUCCGUCCACGAGUGUGUCGAUGCAUGAAUUAAACUCAUUCUGAAUACAGUGUUGAUGUUGGAAACUGUCGUAGUAAAGAGUAAAGUAUUUUUCAAUGCUGAAAAUGACAUGAUAUGAAAAACGAUAUAGAUGUUUACAAAGACCAAACUAUUCUUUUUCUCUUUUUUUCUCAAAGGUGAAAUAAAACUUGACUGGCAAAUGCUCAGAA